AUAAUUAUUUACGACAUUACAGGAACAUAAGCUGUCUGCGGGAAUGUGGUCAGUGUCAGGCUACACAAGGGUACAACCCUUUAUGGUUGCUAGGCAAUACUGUCAUGGUCUGAUCAGACAAAUCACAUAUUACGUCAAGACGUCAACAGCGUUCUACAGCAGUACUCAGGGGGGAAAGACGUUUGUUGUAAGAGUACAUAGUCCUCCUCAGUUUUUUGCCAGUAUCUCUAGUGCUGAGAAGGAAGUGCAAGAUGAACCACAAUUGAAAGUGCAUUUGGAGAAACGAGGACAGUAUGAUCAUGAUCAUCAUCAUCAUCAUCAUGGCUAUGCUUGGAAAGCCAUUGAUAAAAGCAAAGCAUGGUUGCACUGUGUUUCCAGGCGAUCUGGUCUACCUUUCUGGCUGCUGACAUCUGUUUUAUUCAUGGGAUUCACUUUUCUGCUGUGGCUUUGUUGUUCAUCGAUGGGUUCUUCAGACAAAGAUCAUAAAGAAAAGCGUUUACUUGUGGAUGACAUUUAUCUUCUAGAAGGAGAUGGAAUCCUUAGCAAAAAACADCCAUUGCUCAAGUCAGAUGAAGCAGGCCCUUUGCCACUUAAAGUCAACAUCUCUGCUACAUCAAUCUAGUGGGCUAAAGCUUCCAACAAGAAGCCUUCUGAUUGGUUAAUUCAUGUAUAAUUGCUUGGGCAGUUUUUCCUUUAUACAUGUAUAACCCAUUCUAUGAUGGUUAUACUAGAACUGCUAACCCAGUGGGACUUAGUGGUCAUCUUCACAUAUUUAAGCAUUCACUUAAAAACUGGUAGAGUAGAGUGAUCGCACUUAAUCCGUGCAACUGUACAAACUAAAUUUAAGAAAUAUAAAACGGUGCGCGUGUCUCUGUCCUCUGAUAUAAACAUGGUGGGAGUUCGAAAAACACUAGAGAAGCAACUUAGGAACACAAGUGUAGCAAGUGUUUCUCUUGCUUCUUGAGUGUUUUUCAACUCUCACUGCGUUUAUAUCAGAGGACAGAGACACAAGCAGCCGUUUUAUAUUUCUUUCAUAAA
Exaiptasia diaphana is the source of this 1038-nucleotide messenger RNA. RefSeq names its product transmembrane protein 59. The record is from RefSeq and is a predicted model, not a curated record. NCBI's taxonomy places the organism in Eukaryota, Metazoa, Cnidaria, Anthozoa, Actiniaria, Aiptasiidae. The transcript has 3 exons. The coding region runs from base 44 to 622 and encodes 192 amino acids.